AUGGCUGGGGCUGAAGACUCGCCAUUCCCGCCGCUUCUUAACGAGCUGGCCCGUGUUCGAAGAUCGAAUCUCACGGCGGCGAUCGGAGAUGUGGACAAGAUCAUAGGCCUCCUGAUGGCUGCGCGGGAUCAAGUCGCUGCUGAUGACGACGCCCACAAGAUCGGCAUGGCGAUGACGACGCUUCAGAAUCCCGUCAAGGCUCAGUUGGAAGCCAUAAACAAUGAUCUGAAGGAGGUCACCAAGGCCCAGAAGGCCUUUGGCAAAGCACUCGACAAGCAGGCUCUCCCACAGCGAGACCUCCCCAUGGAGACGGACGCGAUGGCGGAUCAUCCAGCACUCAUAAACCGGGCCCUGGCCAUGCAUCUCCUACGCGAGGGCCAAUUCUCAGUCGCCUCUACAUUUCUACGAGAGGAGCAGCAACAGCGGGAGCAGAAGGAAACAGCGACCAUGUCCCAACUCCUGCAACGAAGGGACGAAGAUGGCGACAACAGCAUGACCAAGGACGACGAAGGCGAUGCCGAAAUGCAAAGCCUGCAUUCCGAAGACUUGCAGGACAAGUUUUCUGAAAUGUACAGCAUCCUGGCGGAACUGAAGCAGCGAAACCUCACUCCGGCAAUACGAUGGGCUCGGCUCAACAACGGCAGGCUGGAAGGUAAGGGAAGCAACCUCGAGUUUGAACUGUGCAAGCUGCAGUACAUAUGGCUCUUCAAGGGUCAUGCUCAGAACGGCCUGCCAGACGACAGCAGCAACGGGAAGCUUGGCGCGCUGGCGUAUGCCCAGAAGCACUUUGCCCCUUUUCAGAGACGGCACCUAAAGGAGAUUCAGCAACUCAUCUGCGCAAUGCUAUUUGCCCCCAACAUCGAAUCGUCACCCUACCGGCACAUCUUCGAAAUCAACUCGGCGUUCGAAGACGUCGCCACAUCCUUCACCCGUGAAUUCUGCUCGCUGCUCGGCCUAGCCGCCGAAUCGCCGCUGUACGUGGCUGUCACGGCAGGAUCUAUCGCGUUACCGCGCCUAAUAAAAUACACGACCUACAUGAAGGAGAAGAAGACGGAGUGGACGACGGAGAAUGAGCUCGCGUUUGAGACGCCCCUUCCGGAAUCCAUGAUAUACCACCCCAUCUUCGUAUGUCCCGUCAGCAAGGAGCAGACAACCGAGUCGAAUCCUGCCAUGAUGCUCCCGUGCGGACACGUCAUCUGCCGCGACAGCCUGCACAGAAUAGCGAAAGGCUCUCGCUACAAAUGUCCUUAUUGUCCGACCGAGGGACAUUUGCGGGAUGCCACGAUGAUAACCCUCUGA
Molecule: messenger RNA, 1299 nt
Organism: Drechmeria coniospora
Lineage: Eukaryota; Fungi; Ascomycota; Sordariomycetes; Hypocreales; Ophiocordycipitaceae
Product: regulator of gluconeogenesis Rmd5
Exons: 3
Coding region: 1-1299 (432 amino acids)
Biological process (GO): proteasome-mediated ubiquitin-dependent protein catabolic process
Cellular component (GO): nucleus; cytoplasm; GID complex
Molecular function (GO): ubiquitin protein ligase activity
Source: RefSeq, a predicted model, not a curated record